AGGGGGCUGCGCACGAUGUACCGGCGACGCUCGCAGUGCUGCCCCGGCUACUACGAGAGCGGGGACUACUGCAUACCACUGUGCACAGAGGAGUGUGUGCAUGGAAGAUGUGUCUCUCCUGACACAUGUCACUGUGAACCAGGCUGGGGAGGGACUGAUUGCUCAAGUGGCUGCGACAGCGAGCACUGGGGUCCCCACUGCAGCAACCGGUGCCAGUGCCAGAACGAAGCGCUCUGUAACCCCAUCACUGGAGCCUGCGUGUGCGCCGACGGCUUCCGCGGCUGGCGCUGCGAGGAGCUCUGCGAGCCGGGCACCUACGGCAAGGGCUGCCACUUCCAGUGCCAGUGUCACCACGGGGCCACCUGCGACCACCAGACCGGCGAGUGCCACUGCGCGCCCGGGUACACCGGAGUGUUCUGUGAGGAGCAGUGUCCCCCCGGCAGCCACGGAGCCCAGUGCGAGCUGCGCUGCCCCUGCCAGAACGGGGGAGUUUGUCACCACAUCACUGGGGAGUGCUCCUGUCCUGCUGGAUGGAUGGGGCUGGUGUGUGCACAGCCGUGUCCUCCUGGAACCUUUGGAAUUAACUGCAGCCAGGACUGUCCAUGCCACAACGGAGGACACUGUGACCCCGUGACAGGAAAAUGCCUGUGUACAGCUGGCUAUAUAGGAGACAGGUGUCAGGAGGAGUGUCCCAUCGGCACCUACGGCUUCCAGUGCACACAAACCUGCGACUGCCAGAACGGGGCCAAGUGCUACCACGUCAAUGGAGCCUGCAUCUGUGACCCUGGCUUCAAAGGCAUCCACUGCCAGGAAAGAAUGUGUCCUGAAGGGUUUUAUGGCCUCAAAUGCAACAAGAGAUGCCCUUGCAAUAUUACCAACACCCUCAGUUGCCAUCCUCUGUCUGGGGAGUGCAGCUGCAAGGCUGGCUGGGCUGGGCUCUACUGCAACGAGACGUGUCCCGUGGGUUAUUACGGUGAGGGCUGCCGGGUGCCCUGUCCCUGCCACAACGGGGCCGACUGUGACAGCAUCACUGGGAGCUGCAUCUGUGCCCCAGGCUUCAUGGGAGAUGACUGCACCAUUCCCUGCAUGGCUGGAACCUACGGAACCAAUUGCUCGUCGGUUUGUAACUGCAAGAACGAUGGCACUUGUUCCCCUGUGGAUGGGCUGUGCUACUGCAAAGAAGGGUGGCAAGGAGUGGAUUGCUCUAUUCCAUGUUCAAGUGGAAGUUGGGGUCUGAACUGUAACCAGACGUGUUCCUGCAGCAAUGGAGCGUCCUGCAGGCCGGCCGAUGGCUUCUGCCUCUGCUCCCCAGGAUGGCAGGGGGAGUUCUGUGACCAGCCUUGUCCUGAUGGAACAUAUGGCCUUAAUUGCAGUGAGCGUUGUGACUGUAACCACGCGGAUGGGUGUGAUCCUGUCACCGGCUACUGCUGCUGCCUUGCAGGCUGGACAGGCAUCCACUGUGACAACAUCUGCACCCAGGGCCGCUGGGGACCCAACUGCUCCAUCUCCUGCAGCUGUGAGAAUGGGGGAUCCUGCUCCCCUGAGGAUGGAACCUGUGACUGUGCACCAGGAUACAGAGGACCCUUGUGCCAGAGAAUUUGCCCCCCUGGGUUUUACGGCCACCACUGCAGCCAGCCGUGUCCCCAGUGCGUGCACAGCAGCGGUCCCUGUCACCACGUGUCCGGACACUGCGACUGCCUGCCGGGCUUCUCCGGCCCUCUCUGCAACCAAGUGUGUCCCAGUGGGAAGUUUGGGAAGGGCUGUGCUGAGGUUUGCCAGUGCACCGAGAACGGGACCUGCAAUCCCAUCGAUGGAUCGUGCCAGUGCUUCCCGGGCUGGAUAGGGAUGGACUGCUCCCAGACUUGUCCCACUGGGUUUUGGGGCCCUGAUUGCUUUCAUUCAUGCAACUGCCACAACGGAGCACUGUGCAGCCCCUACGAUGGAGAAUGUAGAUGUACCCAUGGUUGGACGGGGCUCUACUGCACUCAGCGUUGCCCAGCUGCUUUUUAUGGGAAGAACUGUGCCAAUGUUUGCCAGUGCCAGAACGGAGCCGACUGUGACCACAUCACUGGGCAGUGCACGUGCAGGACGGGAUUUACAGGCAAACAGUGUGAGCAGAAGUGCUCUCCAGGAACAUUUGGUUAUGGUUGCAAACAAUUGUGUGAGUGCAUGAACAAUGCAACGUGUGACCACGUCACAGGCACUUGUUACUGCAGUCCAGGCUUCAAAGGAAUCCGAUGUGAUCAAGCGGCUCUUAUGAUGGAAGAAUUAAACCCCUAUACUAAAAUUAGCCCUGCUCUUGGAUCAGAGAGGCACUCAGUGGGAGCAAUCAUUGGAAUUAUUAUUCUCCUUCUAAUUAUUAUGGUCUUGCUGGCACUCUUUGUGUGGUAUCGACGGAAACAGAAGGAGAAGGGCCAUGACAUGCCAAGUGUAUCUUACACUCCAGCCAUGAGGAUGACUAAUACAGAUUACUCACUUUCUGAUAUAUCCCAAGGUAGCAGCAGUGUUCAUUGUUUUUCCAAUCCAAGCUACCACACUCUCUCAUGUGGGGUGACUUCACGCUUCUUUCCCACUAAUCUGGAUGGAAACAGCUCCUGUAAGCUCAGUAACAAAAUCCUUGACAGAGAAACUGCAGACUGGAGACCCUACAGCUAUCUGAAUGAACUAGGUGCUUGUGGGAUGGAUAGACGUCAGAACACAUACAUAAUGGAAAAAAGCUUCAAAGAUUAUAUGAAAGAAUCUGUGUGCAGCUCCAGCACUUGUUCCCUGAACAGCAGUGAAAACCCAUACGCCACCAUUAAAGACCCCCCCAUUUUAACCUGCAAACACUCUGAGAGCAGCUACGUGGAAAUGAAAUCACCUGGUCACAGGGAGUCCCCGUAUUCCGAAAUGCCAACUUCAUCAACAGCCAAUAAAAACAUCUAUGAAGUUGAGCCCACUGUCAGCAUAGUCCAGGACGCCCGCAGUCGGAGUGCCAGUUACCUUCAGAACCCGUAUGACCUGCCUAGGAACAGUCACAUUCCUGGUCACUACGACCUGCUCCCCGUCCGGCACACCUCAUCCAACAGCAAACAGCCCCAAAGCCUUAAAAAUAAUCUUAACAGCACCAGUUCCCUUACUGAUAAUGAAUCUCCUCCUUCUGACUCUGGGAACAUCUUCCCAUGGUCCUUCCACAACCCCCCCCAGCAGCCCUGCAAGUGAAUCCAUGUCAACAGUCCCAAAUUUGCUGCUCCCUGCUGCUUCUCCCUCCUCUGCAGAGCAAAGCUUGGUGCAGCCACAGCCUAAAUGCUAAAAGCUGCCCUUCCCUUGUGAGCUGCACACUCAGCACACAGGGCUGUGCUGCUGUGGCAGGGGAGGGGGAACAGCCCAAACCUGCUCCCACUGGGGCAAAGUGCCCAAGCCUGCACCGGAACUGCUGUGCCCAGAGAGCUCUGGGCUAAUGAAGACGUGUCCUUUUUAAUGAAGACACAGAAUCUGGGCUCUGCUCAGGAGCUGAAUGAGACCUUAUUAAGGGCACAUUCAGCAGAAUGCAUCACUGCAUAAUGGGGAACUGUGAGAGACAGGCCUUGCACUGUGAGAGCUGGGAAAAAGUGACACUGCUGCCCAGCAGGAGCUGGGCCAGGCUUUGGCUGCCCAGCCUGCACUGGGCUUCCAUUCAUUUUCAGGUGUACAGAUACAACAAAAGAGGAAAUCCCUCAAUUUUUUGAUGUUAAUUCUCUGAUGUUGUUUCCUUGGUGAUGGGAUUCCUUGGAGAUGAAAGCACGGCAGAAUGCGGUGUGGGAACAGAGACAGCACAGAGCCAGGCAGGGAAGGGAGGCAGACUCCAGUUUACUUUAAGGAUGCUUUAUCCUGCUGUGAAUGUUCAGGGUGACUGGGAUCGUAAUACCAGUCUCUCUUAUUUGCCAGAUGAUACAAAGCAGCUUUGUGUGCACAACAAUCAGCCCUGGCAGACUAGACGUCUUGGAACAGAAGAAUUUGGAUAGGGACCAUUACUCUAAGUAACAGAUGGGAAAGGUCCUCAAAACCUCAUCUGGAAUCCACAGCAGGACAGGAAGCUCACCACAUGUUUGAUACACCCCCUAUAAAAGUUCCCUAUCAUAUGAGAAGAGGAAAGAAGAGCUUUUAUCCCUUAUUCCACCUGUAGCAACAGAUCACAGACUGUGCUAACUCCACUGGAUUUGUAUUUCCCAUGGCCAAAGCCAUCCAUUCAAAGUGCUUGAUCUGAGAAUCCAGGUGUGAAAAAGCUUAACAGGGACCCUGCUACACCUCCAUCACUGUCCCAGCUUCAGGAGGGCUGGGAAGAAAGGGCUGGGGUUGCUACAGACCUUGGUCACAACACCCUGCUCAGGAGAGAUCCCAGCAGCUGGGGGAAAAGCUCUGAGCAGCCUGGGGUGUCUGUGGUGCAGUUCCCAGGACUGCAAAUACCAGCAGGGCUGGUGCAGCAGCUUGUCCUGCCCCUUCUGUCAGCCAGCUCUGCUCGCAGCUGCUGGCAACGCCUGCUGGCUUCCCCAGCUUCCUGCUCCCAAGGACAGCCAGCAUUCCACCCACAGGCACUGAGCUGGGAGGCAGCCCUGCCAAACACACAGCAGCCAGGAUUCUGCGGGGUGACUCCAAUAACCACAUUCCUCAGAUGACUGCCCCCCUCUUGCCUCCAAAGCAAGUCAUUAAGAGAAAAAGCCAGCUGUGAAGUGAGCUCCAGAACAGCCCUCCUUAGCGUGCCAGUCACAGCCCAACUGGAGCCGACCUGCUGCUCAGGCACUGUUUACUGCACCUCUAUCUGCCCCAAACACGAGCUCCUGUCUGGAGAGAGCACAUGCCCACUAAGCACAAGUGUUUCUUCCAGCACAGCUGAACUGACCCCUCCUGAACAAGGAUCACAAGGAUCCUGUUCACAAACCCAAGAGCUCUUCACUCCAAACACUGCCACAGCAACAUGCACGCAACACUGACAUCCAUGGAAAAGCAACAGCCUCAAGAACCUGUCAGAGCCCACCAUGAGCAAGUUUUAUCACCUGUUCACCCAUUACAGACAGCUCUGCUUACAGACAUAUUAAACCAGAAAAAAAAAAAUCAAACCUCCAUGGAUUAGAAUCCAAACUUCUGGAAUAAAAGGUACUGUGGGAAGCAUGUGAGGAGAGAUAAAGAAAGCCCAGCUUGUGCCUGAGAGGUGAGUGAGGUGCUUCCCAUGGCAACAGCAGUGCAUCCUUUGAGCAUCACAUGGCUCUGAAGAAGCUCAGGGCGCACAGGAAACUUCCCACCUCUCCAGUGUCACUUAGAGAACACAAUGGGCCAGCAGGAGAUGGGAACUUUGAGGUGACCUGUCUACAAGGCUAUGACAGCCUGAUAGCCACCCCGGGAGGGAAUAAACUGCCUGAUACACCUGAUGUUGUUUUAUUAGUGCUGGUGUAUCUAAGUUCAUUAAUUAACCUGCAUCUGAGAGCCCUGAGCCCUCCGCAAACAGAAAGUGGGAACAGCAAGGCUGCUUGUUCUACACAACACUCAGCACACCUGGCCAAAUCUGACCUCAAAGUUGAUGAGUUCCUGAGAGAAGGGCUACCAAGGACAUGGGCAUAAAGGAAGAAGUCUCAGGUUUUGGCACAGACAAGUAAGCAGUGUCUUUCCUCUGAAAAAUCCAUGCCCAAAUUCAUGUGCAUUUUUGACAGAAAUGCCUUUAGGCAUGUGAAGAAAACAGGAAAUGCAGCAGGCAUCCCAACACCUCUGCAUUCAGCAUAAGAUGACUCUUAGUCAUCCACCCUCUGAUGGCACUGGCAGUUUGUCAUGUUGGGAACAAAAGUGUGAGCUAACAGAACUUCUUUCUUUUUGAAACAAAUUUGUGCAAUGCUGGAAUUACAACCGAGUGACGACACUGAAGUUAAAAGGGAACCACAUGGUUCAAUUAAAAAGGAGAAAAAGUUCUUUAUUCAGCUAACACAAACACACUUUCAGCUGGUAUCUGCACAGCAGCACUACUGCUUAGGAACCCAGGGUAAGAACACAGUAGAGUCAGAACUGUCAGAGGCCUCUUACAACUCGGGAUCAAACAAGGAACAGAUGGACAGAGGCAGCUAAUACCCCAGCAGCCUAACACCUCUCUCUGCUGCCAGGCUGUCCAUAAAGCAUUUCAAACAACUGAAAAAAUGCUACAGGAUUUGUACUUCUACUACAGUAAAUAACGUCCUAGUUCUAUCCUCACAUGUUCCAGCAUGGCUACCAGCACAUUUGUGGUGUGUUUUUAAAGGAAUGUCUAAAUUAGGUGGCAAAGAGGAAAAAAAAUCAGAACUAACUAGGUGUCAGUGUCACAGCAACAAAAUCUGAUUUACAGACAGUUUAGAAGUGGGGCCACUGCUCAUACCAAGCACAUCACGUAGCCUGGCACAUGCUAUGCUGGGAAGGAGGGACUUUACAUUCAAACUGGAAAACAUGUUGGAGGCAGUUGGAGAAAACAAGAGACUGCCUGGCACACCUACAACAGAGACACAGGAAACAGAGGAGUGUCUCAGAUGUUUUGAAAACUCAGAUUACAGCAUUUGCCAAAGCUGGGAAUGAUGACAGCUCCAAAACCAGAGGCCACGGUGUCCCACUGUGCCCUGGCUGCAGCUGACAGGGUGCACAGAAGUGCAGAAGCCUCGUGACAGGGAGUGAUUUCCACACCAAUUUGUGAAUUCCUACCCCACCUUUACAAGCCAGGGUUAAGUUAAGGUUCCCCAAAUUGAGUGUCUCAGCUUUAAGAAGUUUUGCCUACCUAAACAAGGCUUUAAACAAAAAGGAAGUACUUUAUCUACAGAGCAUAAAAAUGCAGCACUGACUGCUGUCACAUGUUACACAGGCCAAAAGUCCAGGCAGGACUAUUAAAUGCAACAACAGCAACUCCUGCAGCUCAGGAGUCACUGUGUCUCAAAGGAAGGAUCUCUGCUCUUUCAUCCCCUUUUCCUUGGCAACUGCUACGGUCACCAUUAAAGAUGGAAACAAACUGGACUGACUUCUCCUUGAUAAACAAUGGCUGUUCUCACUUGAUGCCAGCAUGAGACAAUUCCCUCCUGUGGGCACUCCCUGUAAUGGGAGAUGGAAACUGAAACACAAACCAGGCUGACAAGAAACCCAGGGCAGAUCAAAGUGAACAAGGAUUCAUUCCUCAGUUCAAGGCCAGCCUUUAAAUUGUGACACUUUGAGACUGGACUCCAAAUCUUAUGGCUAAUGAAGAAUGAUUAAAUAGCAACAUUUUAAACACUUUGCAGGCAAAGAAAUGCCUAUUUGCAUCAUAUCUGAGCAGCCUUCUGCCUUUCCCCCUUGAAG
Messenger RNA from Poecile atricapillus (Black-capped chickadee), 7293 nucleotides. RefSeq names its product multiple EGF like domains 11 (gene MEGF11). NCBI's taxonomy places the organism in Eukaryota, Metazoa, Chordata, Aves, Passeriformes, Paridae. Gene Ontology annotation, molecular function: protein binding; scavenger receptor activity. The record is from RefSeq and is a predicted model, not a curated record. The transcript is spliced from 23 exons. Bases 16 to 3201 code for a protein of 1061 amino acids.